Molecule: messenger RNA, 2049 nt
Organism: Trichophyton verrucosum HKI 0517
Lineage: Eukaryota; Fungi; Ascomycota; Eurotiomycetes; Onygenales; Arthrodermataceae
Product: terminal deoxynucleotidyl transferase, putative
Exons: 1
Coding region: 1-2049 (682 amino acids)
Biological process (GO): double-strand break repair via nonhomologous end joining
Cellular component (GO): nucleus
Molecular function (GO): DNA-directed DNA polymerase activity; DNA binding
Source: RefSeq, a predicted model, not a curated record
AUGGAAUUCCAUGACAUUCCCGGAUUUCCGGAUGCCGAUAUCGAAGAUACGAUCGAUCUCAGCUCCUGCCCCACUAUAUUCGUGCUUCCUACUCACAUAACCCUGGAAGAGCUCCAUGCUAUUGAAGGUACACUUUCGAAAUGCGGCGCUCCAUUAACCUAUGACAUCACGGAGGCCCGUCUAGCUAUUGGUAAAGUGUCCCACGAAAAGCGUGCAACAUUGGAGCUUCGUUCAAAAGGGCUCUGGACAGAGGGCAUUACAAUUGCAGAAGCAAUGGACGAACCAGCUCAAAAGCGUCGGCGUUUGGAUGAUAAUAAAAACAUUCGGGUGAUCAGAUUGAGCUGGGUACACGAGUCUCUAAAAGCAAAGGAGCCUCUACCGUUUGAACCGUUUACUGUUUACGAAGGCCGUAAAAUACCAAAGCCGCCUACUGCAAGCUUGGAGAAAGCAUUGUCAAGCACAACUUCCCCGGAUCGAUGUGCGGCUCAAGAAACUGCUCUCUACCAGAGUCCUGGUAGCAGCAUUCUUGAAAGGGCUAGAGGAGACACACCAUCAUCGUCAAUGAGAUUUAUACCAUCAUCUCCAUCUCGUCGAGUGAAGGCCACCUCGGGCAGUCCUUCAGUUAUUAAGCAAAGGCCAAAGUUGUACCGCGCCUCAACUUCGGACUUUGAGGAAGAAGCUUCUAUACCAGAUCCCCCUGAAUGGGUACGCAACAAAGUCGUAUAUUCCUGCUGUCGCUCUACUCCGCUUCAUUCACCCAACGCAGAGUUUAUCGGCCAACUGCUUAAGAUCAAAAAGAUCCGCGAGUUAACUUUGGAUGAGGUUGGGGUUCGUGCAUAUAGCACGUCCAUAGCUUCCUUGUCCGCAUAUCCAUAUAAACUGAAAUCUCCCGAGGAGGUUCUAUCCCUACCAGGCUGUGAAAAUCGAAUUGCGAAUUUAUUCACAGAAUGGAAACAUAGUAAAGACGGCAUCCUGGAAUCUACAUUACCGCUCACUACUGACCCAGCGCUGAAAGUUAUUAACUCGUUUCAUAACAUAUGGGGUGUUGGAGCUAAAUCCGCUAGAGAUUUUUAUUACCAGAAGCAAUGGAGAGAUUUAGACGAUAUAGUCGAACAAGGUUGGGAUACCUUAUCCCGAGUACAACAGAUUGGGGUGAAAUACUAUGAGGAAUUCCUUACUGGAAUCCCAAAGGAGGAAACUGUGUCUAUUGCCAAUACCAUACUGCACCAUGCGAAGCUCGUCAGGCCAGAUUCUGAUUUCGAUGGCGAAGGAGUUGAAAUUAUUAUUGUCGGUAGUUAUCGGCGGGGUAAAGAAGAGAGCGGCGACGUGGAUGUGAUCCUUACUCACCGGGAUGAAAGAGUGACGUCCAACCUGGUGUUCGAUGUCGUUGCAAGCCUCGAGCAAGAAGGAUGGAUCACGCACACGCUUGCUCUUCAUCUUACAAAUACCAACCGCGACCAACAGACUUUACCAUAUCGGGGAGAAUCAAGCGGAAAACCCAGGUUUGACAGCCUGGAUAAAGCUCUCGUCGUAUGGCAGGACCCUAACUUUGAUGAUAAUCCUUCAUCGCCAUCUUCGUCCGAGGACUCCGGGGAGAUAAAGUCCCCUCCUCUCGCACCAAAGGAGAAAGCAGAAGAACGGAAAAUGAACGAGGACGUGAAACGGCAAGAGCUUACCUCCCAAGAUUCCAGCCGUGAUACCCUGGCUGGAGAGCUUGGAACAUCAACUGCCCCAAUCGCGGUAAAUCCCCGAAAGGCAAACCCAAAUCUCCACAGGCGGGUUGAUAUUAUAGUAUCCCCUUUCCGAACUAUAGGGUGUGCUGUACUGGGAUGGUCGGGAGAUACAACCUUCGAACGUGAUUUACGCAGGUACGCCAAAAAGAUGCACAACUGGAAAUUCGACUCGAGCGGUAUCCGGUCUCGAGAAGGAAGUGGGGGGAGGAUUAUUGACCUUGAGAGCAAAGGGAAGACAUGGCAGGAGAGGGAGAAAUUGGUCAUGGAAGGCUUGGGGAUUGGAUGGAGGCCACCGACUGAGAGGUGUACAAGGUGA